AUGGCGCAGCGCGUGACCGUGCGCCACGACGCCACCCAGGCCAGCCCCGCGGCGCUGGUCGCGGCCCUCAACGGGGCCAUGCUCGACGCCAGCCUCUCGCCGCCGCGCACCCAGGCGACGGUGGGCCGCGCCGGCGGCCCCUUGGGCGCGCUGGCCGCUGGGUUGGGCGCUGCGGCGCGGGGA
This is a messenger RNA of Monoraphidium neglectum, 183 nucleotides long. RefSeq lists its product as hypothetical. The transcript has a single exon. The record is from RefSeq and is a predicted model, not a curated record. Lineage: Eukaryota; Viridiplantae; Chlorophyta; Chlorophyceae; Sphaeropleales; Selenastraceae. The annotation marks the transcript as partial.